AUCUAAAUCAAAAAACAUAGAAAACGAAGAGCCAAACUCAACGACUAACCAAAAAGGCACAGAGAUGCAGGCGCACAGCCCAAAUAGAGUAUUAAAUGAAGCACUAGAACCCAACAUAAGUUGGGCCGAAGAGACGGAAAAUACAUAUGGGAAGGGGGAGUUGCCUCUCCAAAAAAACCCAGUCCAAAGUACAACUGUAUCCUUAAACGAAAAAUCGGAAAAUUUAAUGGCCACUAGAGGAGAAAGCUCCGGAACAAAUGAAUAUGCAAUGACAGACGAAGCUGAGUCAGAUGACUCGGACAUAACAGCAGAAACGGAUUUAGAAACCAUGCAACUCAGGGAUAAAACAACAAUACAAACAUGUGAUAGCCAUAAUAAAGAAAUGAAUCAAACAGAAGAAAGACAAAUUCCUACUUCUGGAACAACAGUUGACGAGGAGGCAGCAGAAAUUCUACUGGCGAGAGAAAUUGAAACUACAGAAAAUACUUCACGUGAGAGAGUAGCUCAGGAUGAGAACCGAAAUGUGAGUAAAAACCAAAAUAUAGAUGAGGGCCAAGAUACACAUGAUGAGCAAGAGAAUACAAUACAACAUAAUCAAAAUGAAAUGCAAAAAACUAUAGAAAUCAUACCAGAUGAUCAAACGGAAGACUGGGAAAGGUCAACUCCGUUAGAAGAAGAAGAAGGAUUUACAGUAGUAACUAAAAAAAAGAGAAAUACAAAACUACUACUAAUGACAGACAUAUGUCAUAAUCCAUACAAGAAUGAAAAGAAUAGUGGAA
Molecule: messenger RNA, 779 nt
Organism: Scutellospora calospora
Lineage: Eukaryota; Fungi; Glomeromycota; Glomeromycetes; Diversisporales; Gigasporaceae
Source: the annotation of a GenBank genome assembly